This is a messenger RNA of Daucus carota subsp. sativus, 1173 nucleotides long. Its product is annotated as guanylate kinase 2, chloroplastic/mitochondrial. Gene Ontology annotation, molecular function: GMP kinase activity. Bases 103 to 993 code for a protein of 296 amino acids. Gene Ontology annotation, cellular component: cytosol. NCBI's taxonomy places the organism in Eukaryota, Viridiplantae, Streptophyta, Magnoliopsida, Apiales, Apiaceae. Gene Ontology annotation, biological process: purine nucleotide metabolic process. The record is from RefSeq and is a predicted model, not a curated record. The transcript has a single exon.
UGUUUCUGGCAAAUAUGUUGUCACAGUUCAUCAACACUAUCAAGUAUCAACCCAUAAUACACGCACCCAAAAUAACACACGGCAAAUUCCUAAUCCCAUUCGAUGCUCUGUCGAAGAUUCUACACAAUUUUUGUCCGUACCAACACCUACCCAUCAAUUAAACACCACAAAUUCACAACCCCAUUUGCUUUUCUUGAUGUAAAACCCCUCAAUUUCAAACCCUAUGUCCCCAAUUCUCUGACCCAGAAGUCUGUUUCAUCAAUUUGCAGUAUGAGUGGUUCCCGGAGACCGGUAUCUGUUCCGAUUCCCGAUGUUGAGAAAGCUGAUAAACUCGAAUUGUAUCGAGCCCUCGAAUCCUCACUAGGUACUCCUUUUAGUUCUCAACCAUUUUUACCAAACCCUAGUCCUUUGAUUAUAGUCAUUAGUGGUCCUAGUGGUGUUGGUAAAGAUGCUGUCAUUAAAAGAUUGAGACAAGUGAGGCAGAAUUUGCAUUUUGUUGUUACAGCAACUAGUAGAGAUAUGAGACCGGGUGAAAUUGAUGGGAAAGAUUACUUCUUUGUGAGUAAAGAUGAGUUUUUGAGAAUGGUUGAGAGGAAUGAGCUUUUGGAAUAUGCGUUAGUGUAUGGGGAUUAUAAGGGGAUUCCGAAACAGCAGAUUCGGGAUUAUAUGGCUCAAGGGUGUGAUAUUGUGUUGAGGGUUGAUAUUCAAGGGGCGGAAACGUUGAGAAGGAUUCUUGGGAAUUCUGCUGUGUUUGUGUUUCUUGUGGCCGAAAGUGAGUCUGCUUUGGUGCAGAGGUUAAUUGGUAGGAAGACUGAGACGAAGGAGACAUUGCUUGUGAGGAUUGCUACUGCUCGUGAGGAGGUCAAGCAUGUUAAGAGAUUUGAUUAUGUUGUUGUGAAUGCGGAAGGUGAGCUGGAAAAUUCGGUCAAGCUGGUGGAGUCGAUCAUUGAUGCAGAAAAGGCUAAAGUGCAGCAGAGGAGGGUCAAUAUCUAGGCAUGACUGCUUAUUUUUAGUUGAUUACGGUGAGUGUAUGUUCUGGACUUUAUAACAAUUAAAAUAUCUUUUUUAAUGAAAUUUUGAAUCUAUAUGGACAUCUUAGCGUUACUUGUAUGGCACAUGAUCCACGGUUUUGACAUGUUUGAAAUAAAUGGGGAGUUCUAUUAAGAAAGCACU